AUGGCAAACAAUGAGCGGACACCACUGAUUACCACAGUUCGGGUCGAGCAGCGCGGGCCUCGCUAUCGCACCUUCCCACACUCGACCUUCCGCCGGUUCUUUUUUGCUUUUCUGCCCGACGACCUCCGUAACGGCAAAGGCUCGCAUCACCACCACCGCCACGAUAGCUCUGAUCCAUUUCGAAGCAAUUCACUUGCAGCCUCGCAGAACGAUGGCUUGACACUCGAGGAGUUACAAAGGAUAAUACUAGAGACACCAUCGGAAGAGAGUGCCCGCGCACACAGCCACUACUAUACUUCUGGUCCACAUCUUGCAGGCAAGAAUCUAUCCCAAGCUCUAUGGACACGAGAUAGAUGGCAGGAAGCUGGUGUCAAGUCAGAUAUCAUCACAUAUGAUGUGUACAUAAACUAUCCAGUCGGUCAUCGGCUAGCAUUGCUGAAAAGGAGGAAUGGCACAUAUGACACGCUUUACGACUGCAGCCUCACGGAAGAUCCUCUCGAAGAGGACCCGACGACUAACCUCAAGGAUCGGAUACCUACAUUUCAUGGCUACAGCGCGAGCGGCAACGUCACUGCGCCAUACGUCUACGUCAAUUUCGGUACUUAUUGGGACUAUGAAGAUCUGCUGGCGAGAAACGUUAGCCUCAAAGGCAAGAUAGCACUUGCCAAAUAUGGUCGCAACUUUCGUGGAUUGAAAGUCAAGAGAGCACAAGAGCUCGGCAUGGUGGGAGUAGUAAUGUACUCGGAUCCUCAAGAAGACGGCCAGAUGACUGAGCUGAAUGGUCACAAGCCCUACCCAGAUGGUCCAGCCCGCAACCCAAGCAGUGUUCAGAGAGGCAGCACUCAGUUCCUCAGCUCAUUGCCAGGUGACCCGACCACGCCAGGCUAUCCCUCAAAGCCGGGUGUACCACGCACUGCUGGCAAUCUCUCUAUACCGCGCAUUCCUUCACUUCCAAUUUCAUACGCUGAUGCUCUUCCACUUCUCCGCGCACUGAAUGGUCACGGUCCACAAGCCUCCUCAUUCAGUAAGUAUUGGCAAGGCGGCGGUCUGGCUCACAAGAAUGUCUCGUACAAUAUUGGUCCUUCACCAUCGCAUAUCCAGCUCAACCUGGUCAACGAGCAAGAGUAUAUUACAACACCAUUGUGGAAUGUGAUAGGCAUCAUCAAUGGCACGCAGAAAGACGAAGUCAUUGUACUUGGCAACCACCGCGACGCCUGGAUAGCAGGAGGUGCAGGAGAUCCGAAUUCAGGUUCGAGUGCGUUGAAUGAAGUUAUUCGGUCGUUCGGUGUCGCCCUGAGCCGUGGCUGGAAACCACUUCGCACGAUUGUUUUCGCUAGUUGGGACGGCGAAGAAUAUGGCCUUAUCGGUAGUACUGAAUGGGUUGAGGAAUACCUUCCUUGGCUAAGUGCUUCAGCUAUCACAUAUUUGAAUGUCGAUGUCGGAGCUCGAGGAAGCCAUUUUGAGGCCGCCGCCAGCCCGUUGCUCAAUGACUUGCUUUACAACGUCACAGCGCUUGUGCCCAGUCCUAAUCAGACCAUUCCCGACCAGAGCGUUUACGAUGUCUGGUACGACCGUCGCAUUCGUACAAUGGGCUCAGGUAGUGAUUUUACUGCCUUUCAGGAUUUUGCGGGUAUAGCAUCGCUGGACAUAGGUUUCAGCAACGGACCUGAAGACCCUGUGUAUCACUAUCAUUCUAAUUACGACAGCUUCCACUGGAUGGACCUGUAUGGCGAUCAAACUUGGCAAUACCACACCACUAUCGCCAAGAUUUGGGCACUUCUUGCUGCCAAGCUCAGCGACUCUCCUAUCUUGCCACUCAGUGCAGCGACGUACGCUCAAGGGCUCCAAUACUAUAUCAGCACUGUCAAGGCGACUGCUGAACAGACCAGCAAUACGUCUCAAUUGCAAUUCUCCUUCUCUGCUCUUGAAAAGAAUGCCAGCAGUUUACACGCAACAGCAAAGAAUUUCGACAAGUACGCCGCUUCACUGACUGCCGAGCUUGGAGAACACGUCCCAUGGUGGAAAUUUUGGAAGUCGGUACGGCUCUGGUAUAAGAUCAAAAAGGUCAAUACUCAGUACAAGCUGCUUGAGCGUCAGUUCCUGUAUGCCAAAGGCCUGGACGGAGAUAGGAGCUGGUUCAAGCAUGUUGUGUUCGCUCCAGGGAGGUGGACAGGAUAUGCUGGGGCCACUUUCCCUGGUCUCGUGGAGAGUUUUGAGGACCACGAUCUCGAGAAUGUGAGGAAGUGGGAGGGCAUAAUCUUGGACUGUUUUGAGAGGGCGAAUAAAUUGCUUGGAGGGAACUGA
Lithohypha guttulata is the source of this 2304-nucleotide messenger RNA. RefSeq lists its product as uncharacterized. Gene Ontology annotation, molecular function: carboxypeptidase activity. The record is from RefSeq and is a predicted model, not a curated record. NCBI's taxonomy places the organism in Eukaryota, Fungi, Ascomycota, Eurotiomycetes, Chaetothyriales, Trichomeriaceae. The transcript is spliced from 2 exons. Bases 1 to 2304 code for a protein of 767 amino acids.